UCAAAGGGCGGUCACACGGUUAUAUACACUCAACGUUUUAUAAAAAAGAAAAUCGCGAAAACAAAUACAGAAAAUAUAAACCAAACAGAUAUGACUACCGCCAAGAUAUUUGUCGGUAGCCUGCCACCUGGUUGCAAGCCGGAGGAACUACGUCGUCUCUUCACCACUUUCGGAGUAGUCGUUGAGUGCGAUGUCAUGAACCGAUGUGGUUUUGUACACAUGGAAUCUACUGAUGUUGCCGAUGCAGCAAUUGGCGCCUUAAAUGGCACUGAUUUCAAAGGUCAGUCGAUUGUCGUAGAGCCUGGCAGACCAGGUAGGAAGGGAGGUGGAGCUGGAGGUGCUGGGGGUGCCGGCAAUCGUGGUCAGGGCGGCAAUAUUACUCGCAGGCCAAUGCAAGGAUCUGCCGGACACGUAAAUAACGGCCCACCCGCUGGCGCCGGUGGAAACUUCAAUCGUGGUGGUGGUGGUCGCAUGGGUGGUAACAACUUCAGAGGUGGCGCGGCUGGCGGCAGUUCUGGCGUCGGUGGAAGUAGAGGUCAGAAUUGCUCUAACGGAAACAGCUUAGGACCCAUGCGAACUGAGAGCCAAAACAGACAACAGCGCAACGCGCCAUAUAAUAAGGGAACCCCUCCCCAAAACACGGAUGGACCUCCAGCUUUUAAAAACAAGUUCAACCAAGGCGGGGCUGGUAACAAAUUUGGUGGAGGUGGCGGUGGAAAUUUCAAUAACUCGAAUAACCGUUUCGUUGGCAACUCGACCAAUCAGUUCCAAAGCUGGGAUAACAAUAAUAGUGGUGGACCCGGUGGUAGUAACACAAGUGCGCCGGGAGGCAGAAGAAAUUUUAAAAACAGUCCAUCCAGUGGAUUUGGGGGUAACGCAAGCAACACUGACUUUCAUCCUGGCAGCAGUGGCGGUGUCGGAACAGCGUUUGGAAAUCAAAGGGGUGGAGGCGGUGGAUCGAACAAUGUUGGACAAGACCGUCGUGGAUUCGCUUUGCCUGCAGUUGAUCAACAACAACAACAGAUGUCAUUUGGUGGACAACAGGCUCGUUUUGGCAAUGGGCACAUGCUUCCAAAUUCAAAUAAUGCAGACAAUGGAAUGUUUCAACGCAACCGCAACAAUCCAGUCAUGAACAGUGGCAAUUUUCAAGGCGGUCGAGGAGGCUUAAGUGCAAAUCGUGGCGGAUUUACUGGACGCGGUGGAUUUAAUGCGCGUCGAGGCGGUGCAGCUGGUGGUGGCGGCGCGCCACAUAACGUAUCACAAAUUCAAGGAGUUGGAUUUCAAAAUCGCGGUCUUACCAAUGCCAAAAAUCUGAAUGGGCCAAAUGCAUAUCACACAGAAUUUCCGCCACUUGGAAACCAAGGCGGGGGGCCCUUCAAUAGAAAUCGAAGCAAUGGCCCUCGACCAAAUGUUGGCGCGAACAGGCGGUAUUGAAAUGUUUCAAAAUAUAUUUUUUGUUUUUAAUUUUAAUGUGGACGCUGAUGUAAUUCACUUCGGAUGAAAGAACUCAUAGCCGAAUUUUGUUUCUACAUUUUACACCUUUAAGUUAAGCAUAAAAUUGAUAUACCUGUCGAGAUUUUCAUUUCAGUUUAAUUGUUAAUUGUACUUGAAAGUGUUCCAUAUCGGAUAAAGUAACCAUUUUUAUUUAGAUCUUGCAAAUGUAACAUUGAAAUAAAAAUUAAUUUAUUAAAUACA
Scaptodrosophila lebanonensis is the source of this 1695-nucleotide messenger RNA. Its product is annotated as glycine-rich cell wall structural protein. Bases 91 to 1434 code for a protein of 447 amino acids. Gene Ontology annotation, cellular component: nuclear speck. Gene Ontology annotation, biological process: mRNA splicing, via spliceosome. NCBI's taxonomy places the organism in Eukaryota, Metazoa, Arthropoda, Insecta, Diptera, Drosophilidae. The record is from RefSeq and is a predicted model, not a curated record. The transcript is spliced from 5 exons. Gene Ontology annotation, molecular function: mRNA binding.